Aaosphaeria arxii CBS 175.79 is the source of this 2307-nucleotide messenger RNA. RefSeq names its product WD40 repeat-like protein. The record is from RefSeq and is a predicted model, not a curated record. Gene Ontology annotation, cellular component: nucleus. The transcript has 4 exons. Gene Ontology annotation, molecular function: protein binding. Lineage: Eukaryota; Fungi; Ascomycota; Dothideomycetes; Pleosporales. The coding region runs from base 1 to 2307 and encodes 768 amino acids.
AUGCCGUUCCAUUCCCACCACUCCAACAAUGCGCAGCAGAACUCUCCAGCCGCGGGCAUCUUCCAGGCUGCGCAGGCCUUGGGCGCCAUCGGGGCGCCCACCGGCAACCUCAGAGUUGCAUCGACCGGGCAGACAAACGCAGGGACAGAUGCCUUGAUGCCUGGCAGUGGGAAUGCUCCUGGUGUUCAGUCUCCCACAGGGAAUGCAUCCAGCAGUCAAUCUCAUCUCGUAGGCGGAGGUCAAGCGCCGGCUGCCUCAGCUCCACCACAGUCCAACAGUAGCUCUUACGACCCUCUCCGCCGCGCGCCGACCUUAAGGACCGAAGAAUUGCAUAUUCCAACCUCCUCUCAUACACCGACAACCGCGCAACACCAUCUCCAGCAGCAGCAGCAGCAGCAGCAACAGCAACUCCAUCAGCCGCAGCAUCAGCACCUGCAGCAGGUGUACAAUUCUCCAGACCAGUAUUCCACAGGCUCGGCGCCCAACAUUGGUCUCCACCAAGCUACCCCACAAGCCUCGCAAUACUCCAAUCCACCACCACCUGCCUCCGCCGGCGUCCCUGGCAGUCUACAAGCUGGAAACAACCCUCAGCAACACCUGCAACUGCAGCAGCAACUGCAACAACGGCCGGGCCCCUCUUCUGCAUACACCGCUCCCUCGACCGUCCCUACUGUGCCCCAGAUCAACACCAAUGCCCAGCAAUAUACCCUUCCUACGCGAUCCAACACCAUGAGUCAAUCACAACAUCCCUCCUCGCAUACCUAUUCACGAUCAAGCCCUGCCGGUCUAGGGCCAGAUCAGAAAUACAUUCCUUUCUCGAAUACCCCAGAGAACCCCAACUCGAAAUAUGUCGCCGGCACGCCCGCUCAGAAAUAUUAUCCUGCCGGUGCAGCGUCCAAUUCACCACUCGGCCUUGCCGACAUUCGGCCCCGCGCAAACUCGAACAUGGAAGAGUCGGCCAUGGUCGGAGGACAGUUCUUCAAUGACAGUGAUCGCUCACCGUCCAAUAGCAAUUACCUCGCGCCAUGGCCUGUAUAUGCGUUCGAUUGGUGCAAAUGGAAUGUCCCUCCCGGCAACGGUGCAGGAAAGAUGGCUGUCGGAAGCUACCUCGAAGAUACGCACAAUUUCAUCCAAAUCAUUGAUACCCAGCUUUCCCCCCAAGAUCCAUCCACGCCUGGCGCACCAUCGAUCGGACUCUCCUACGAAAAGAUAGCCGAAGCUACCUGCUCAUACCCAGUGACACGCAUACUUUGGGAGCCUCCGAGUGGCCAGAAGCAAAGCACCGACUUACUUGCAACAAGUGGAGACCACUUGCGGCUCUGGUCAUUGCCGUCGUCUGCUGGCUCGAAUAUCAGCAACACAAUCACUCGAACAUCCUCAGUUAAUACCCGAGAUCCCGCCCCUCAGAAACUCACUCCUCUUGCACUCCUUUCAAACUCCAAAACUCCUGAACAUACCGCACCUCUUACCUCGCUCGAUUGGAACACGAUGUCCCCGAAGCUCAUCAUCACGUCGAGCAUAGACACAACCUGUACUAUAUGGGACAUUCCCACCCUGACAGCCAAGACACAGCUCAUUGCACAUGACAAGGAGGUGUUCGACGUGCGCUUCUGUGCUGGUAGUGUGGACGUUUUCGUUAGCUGUGGUGCGGAUGGCAGUGUCCGCAUGUUUGACCUUCGAAGUCUUGAGCACAGUACUAUCAUCUACGAGCCCUCCGAAAAAUCUCCCAACGACAAAGACAAGGGUAAGGAUACAUGCUCUCCUGGUCGCAUGUCUCCCACCAAGGCCCAGCAGACCAUGACCUAUGCUCCUCCCCUACUUCGCCUGGCCGCAUCUCCACACGACUCUCACCUCUUGGCUACCUUUGCCGCCGACUCCUCUCUCAUUCGUAUUCUCGAUGUUCGACAACCAGGCCAGGCAUUGUUAGAACUCCGAGGCCACUCUGCUUCUGUCAAUUCGAUAGAAUGGAAUCCUUCACGACGUGGCAUGCUUGCAUCCGGCGGAGACGAUUCUCUUGUUCUCGUCUGGGAUCUGCUCCACUCUCAGAACGGCGCGGUUAUCAACAGCGAAACUCCUGGAUCAAUGCAGCCUCAAGCUCAAGUCGCACAGCAGCCAAUCAAUGGUGGUGCCAACCAACCCACUGCUGGCCAAGGAGGAACCGCGAACCAAAAGGGACCUUACGCAAGCUGGAGGUGCGACUACGAGGUUGGUAAUCUAAGCUGGGCACCCCAAAGCGCAUUGACUGGACAAGGGGGAGAGUGGGUUGGUGUUUCUGGCGGCAGAGGCAUCUGGGGUGUGAAAUUAUGA